CGUCCAUUUACGGAUAAUUAAUUACGUCAAUGAGCGCCAAUAGCGGAAAUAGUGUUAAAAUGAAGUACGAUACAUCGAAGAAUAAAGUGACUUCCGCUCAAAGAGAUUUAUAUAUCAGACCACUAUUAAGGUUGAAACAACAAGAAGAUAUUUUUGAUAAAGGACUUGUUGGUGCGAUUGAAAACAUGAAAAUAGAUUCGAAUUUGUUACAGGAUAUUAUAAAUGAACACAAGGAAUUGUCAUUGAAAAGACGAAACUUUGUGAACACGAUGUACAAAAAUAUAAAAGAUAUUACUUCUGAAUUGGAUUCUGUGAAACAUGUGGCGAAAAAUCCAGAAGAUUUACAAAAACUAGAUGUGAACGCGUUCAAGUCAAAAUUGAUCAAACUUUCGCAAAAAAUGCAGGAUUUCGAGAAAUCUUGUCCUAUUCAAACACUGAUGGAGGAAGGAACUGCAUUAAAUACUGAAGUACAUGAAUUCGAAUUUAAUUUAGAUAAAUAUGAAAAAGCACAGAAAAAUUGGACACGUUUACCGUUAUUAUGUAAAAGUAAACUUGAAAAUAAACACAAUACAGAAUGCAAAGACAUAGACGAUUUUCAUGCUCUGGUUGCAGUAACAGGACACACGGAAAAUUGGACCAUGGAGGAUCAUCUAUUUUUCUUAAAAACGCGAAAAAGGUGUGAAAAUAUACCAGCUCUGGUUGCAGCGAUCCAAAAAAAGUGUCCAGAUCUAUCUACUGAAAUUAUAGUAAACCACGAGGCGUGGUACAAGCAAUACACAGAUUUACGAGAAAAACAGAAGGCAGCAGUGAAAGAAUGGCGUCAAAAGAGGGAAUCAGAAAAAAAGAAACAUAUCGACGAAAUAGAUAAAGAAAUCGGGAAUUGUUACGAGGAUGAAGAUUUUCUAAAUGAAAUCCCCAGAGAGAAAGCAACAUGUAUUUUACGAAAAACAAAAUCGUCUACAACGGAAACCAGAAGUACCAACAGCAGUGCCAGUUCGACCGAAAGCAAGAAAAAGGAAUUGAUUAAAAAGUGGAAAAUGGAAAAAGAAAAUAAGCGUUUGAUGGACGAAGAACAGAUAAAAAUGCAAAUAAAAUUGAAGGAGAAAAUGGAGCAAAAUAGGAGGAAGAAGCGUAAGGAAAAGAUCCAGGAAGCUCUGGAACAAUAUAAAAAGAAGAAAUCUUUGGAAAAUAUUUUAAGAGAAAGGGAUGAACGAUCUAAAGAAAAAUGUACAUACGAUGUAACUUUGAUUAAAGCAUUUAGAGAGCAAGACAAACAGUUUACUAAAAAAAGAAAAAAUUUAAUUCUACGUUCUAAGAAGCCAAACAAAUGCGAAUCGGUGAAUAUAAGAAGGAUAGAGCUCGCAGAAGCAAGGAGCUAUUCAACAUUGUUUGAUACUACAAAAGUUUGGAGAGAAAAAUGCAGAGUGGAAGAUUCGACAAUGCGUUUUAACGAAUUACAAUAUAUCAAGGACGUCCCAAAAAUGUGAGUAACCGGAUAAAUUAUUAAACUGUUUAUUUAUUUACACAUGGAUGGUAUUACAGGUGUAUCCGAUGGAGGAACGAAGAAUCGGAGGAUCUAAAAAUCUAACAAGAAAUAUAUCGAUUAAAAAAUGUAAAAGACAUUAGUAUAAACGAUCGUGUUAUCGUAUGCCUAAUUUAUUGUAUAUACUCGUACAAGUUUUAUUGUUUACGUGUAACUUGGUAACUAACGCGACUCAAAAUACGUAUAAAUAUACAAUUUUGUCAUUGGUAAACUUUACAUCAUUUUUUUAUAACUUUUAAAACAAUG
Bombus pascuorum is the source of this 1789-nucleotide messenger RNA. RefSeq names its product coiled-coil domain-containing protein 112-like. The coding region runs from base 30 to 1487 and encodes 485 amino acids. NCBI's taxonomy places the organism in Eukaryota, Metazoa, Arthropoda, Insecta, Hymenoptera, Apidae. The transcript is spliced from 5 exons. The record is from RefSeq and is a predicted model, not a curated record.